This is a messenger RNA of Alternaria incomplexa, 645 nucleotides long. RefSeq lists its product as uncharacterized. The transcript is spliced from 3 exons. NCBI's taxonomy places the organism in Eukaryota, Fungi, Ascomycota, Dothideomycetes, Pleosporales, Pleosporaceae. The record is from RefSeq and is a predicted model, not a curated record. Bases 1 to 645 code for a protein of 214 amino acids.
AUGUUCAACUCUCUGCCCCUUUGCAUCGACAAAUGGCUGAUACCGCUACCGACUGGUUGGAAGUUAUCGUUUGGUGUUUGGGUCAGAUUCACUGUUGACCCACCAGGGGUUCCGCCCACCGUCGCUUCGAGCGAGAAUGUGUACGUGCACUCGCAACUAGAAGAAAGACACCAAUUCCGUUUGCUCGAGCUGCACCCUGGAUCACCUGGAGACACGAUCAAGGCCACCCUGGUGACGAAAGAUCUAAGAGAUGCUCCCUCUUACGAAGCAAUGUCCUACGUGUGGGGAGAUAUGAAUGACCGCGUCGACAUUCUGGUUAAUGGUCGCAACUUCAAGAUCACCAAAAACCUCCACGACGCUCUCGAAAAUCUGAAAUCACCAACGUCAAUCAGAAUACUGUGGACCGACCAAGUAUGCAUCAAUCAAUAUCACAACACGGAGAAACAAGAUCAAGUUCAUAUGAUGGACGAGAUUUAUAAAGCAGCGGAUGGUGUCGUCGUGUACCUCGGUCAGUCCACAGAGCAAACCGAGACAGAUAUGCAGCAUCUGCAGUCUUUCAUGGAACGGUAUGGCCAGAGAGAAGAGAGCCCAUGGUCACAUAUCGCAGUUCCCGAGCUCGAACAGAGCUCCAAGAAGCGGUGCUAG